This is a messenger RNA of Haliotis rubra (blacklip abalone), 750 nucleotides long. RefSeq lists its product as uncharacterized. The record is from RefSeq and is a predicted model, not a curated record. The transcript is spliced from 2 exons. Bases 193 to 615 code for a protein of 140 amino acids. NCBI's taxonomy places the organism in Eukaryota, Metazoa, Mollusca, Gastropoda, Lepetellida, Haliotidae.
AGGAAACUGAGGUGGACAGGGGUCAGGGUGCUGGUUCAGCUGCUAAAAGGAAAAUAAACAAGGCUUUUGGAGAGGAGCAGGGAGAAUGGUUUGGUGGUGGAAGAAAAUAGAGGAAGGAUCAAAAUACCAUUGGAGGUGGAGAUAGAGAUAGAGGCGACAUUGAUGUCGGAAGUGUAGGAGAAGACGUUGUUGAUGGAAAUCAGGGAGGACGGUGGGAGAGAUUGCAGUGUGUGGGUGGAGGUGGCGAUAGAACUGUUCUUCGUGGAGGAAGAGAAAGACGAGACAAAGAUCUCACUGUUGAUGGAAAGCGGGAAGAAUAUGAGAAGUUUGGAGGAAGAUGGGGGAGAAAUGAGUACAUCCUUGGAGGUGAAGGAGGCGCUGUUGUCGGUGGAGGAAGAGAAAGACGAGGCAGAGAUGACUCUGUUGGUGGAAAGCAGGGAGAAUAUGAGAGGAAGGAAAGAGGUCAGCGUACUGGUGUCCUGGAAACUGAGAAGGAAACAGGUCAGGGCUCUGGUGUCUCCGAUACUGAGAAGGAAAGAAGUCGGCGUGCUGGUGUCGUGGAAACUGAGGUGGACAGGGGUCGGGGUGCUGGUUCAGCUGAGAAAAGGAAAAUAGACAAGGCUUUUGGAGAGGAGCGUGGAAAUUGUUUUGGUGGUGGAAGAAAAUGGAGGAGAGAUCAAAAUACCAUUGGAGGUGGAGAUAGAGGAGACAUUGAUGAGGAAAGUGGAGGAGAAGACGUUGUUGAUGGAA